UAUAUAGUAUAGAAAGGUUGCCAAUUGGUGACAUAUCGUCUGAGGUUUGAAGUCUAACCCCGUUGUCUGUGUACCGGAGUUGGAACCGGGCUUCCCUUCUCCUUGUUUCUCUCCUAUUAACUCCUCUUAUCUUCUUUUCUCUUCUCUUCUGCACUUUUUCUUCAAAGGGACCAUUUUUUGUUUCUUUUAAGGCCCAAAAUCAAGGGUGAUAGGCUACGCCUAGCAGUUGGUAUCAUGGGCAAUGCUUCUUCUUUGUUGCUUUAUGCUGCACCAAUGUAAUGUCAAUAUAUCCCUACACAUACAUACAUACAUACAUACGUGGUAAACGAAUAUAUGUGUUGUACAGCUUGACUUUUACAAGGGUCAUAAGGAAAAGAAGCACUGAAGAAUUCUCAUGCAUCCCAUACAUCGUUGCACUAUCGAAUUGUCUCCUUUACACAUGGUAUGGAUUGCCUGUUGUGAGCUACAAGUGGGAAAAUUUCCCUGUCAUCACCAUUAAUGGUUUAGGGAUCAUCUUAGAGUUAUCUUUCAUCUUCAUCUAUCUUUGGUUUGCUCCAACAAGAGGAAAGAUUAAAGCUGGUACCAUAACGACGAUGGUUAUGGUAAUAUUUACCGUAACUGCAAUUAUAUCGGCUUUUGUAUUUCAUGAUCAUCAUCAUCGGAAAGUUUUUGUUGGGACUAUUGGGCUGGUGGCUUCAGUGGCAAUGUACGCUGCUCCACUUGUCGUCGUGAAACAAGUGAUAAUGACAAAGAGUGUGGAAUUUAUGCCGUUUUAUUUAUCUUUUUUCUCGUUCUUGGCUAGUGUUCUUUGGUUGGCUUAUGGACUACUGAGUCACGAUCUCCUUCUUGCGUCACCAAAUCUGGUUGGCCUCCUCUUGGGUAUAUUGCAACUUGGACUUUACCGCAAAUAUAGGAAAAGAGGAACAACAUAUAAUAUCCAGGAGAUUAGAGCAUAAUAAUAUAUAUCCAGGAGAAACCCGAACAUAUGCAGCUCUCAAUGAACAAAGAUAUCAAUGGAAAGAUAUGAAAAGCAUAUUAAACCUUAGGGUAUGGACUUGUAAUAAUUAUUAUUCUUAAAAGCUAAAGGUGAAAGUUAUUACAAUAUCAAUGUCUUGUUUUUUCUUUUUUAAAA
Gossypium arboreum is the source of this 1132-nucleotide messenger RNA. Its product is annotated as bidirectional sugar transporter SWEET3-like. Gene Ontology annotation, cellular component: membrane. The record is from RefSeq and is a predicted model, not a curated record. The transcript is spliced from 6 exons. Gene Ontology annotation, biological process: carbohydrate transport. NCBI's taxonomy places the organism in Eukaryota, Viridiplantae, Streptophyta, Magnoliopsida, Malvales, Malvaceae. Bases 279 to 956 code for a protein of 225 amino acids. Gene Ontology annotation, molecular function: sugar transmembrane transporter activity.